Messenger RNA from Physella acuta, 1040 nucleotides. RefSeq lists its product as uncharacterized. The record is from RefSeq and is a predicted model, not a curated record. Lineage: Eukaryota; Metazoa; Mollusca; Gastropoda; Physidae.
AUGGGAAAUGGCAGCGGUCAGGUGAGUGAUGACGCACUAAAACGCGCGUGCUACGUUCUACGGUUCCUGCUAGCCGGACACUCCGGACUGAGGUACCUGUACUACAAGCUCUACGGUCGGGUGGCGGUUAUCGGCUGGAGGGAGAAGGUCACGGCCAUUCCGGAGUACAGCUUCCUGCCGGACGAAUGGAACGAUAGGUCACGUGGUCUGGGCGCGACAGAAACGGUGCCGUUGUCGUCUGGAGCUGAGGAAAAUUUGCUGUGCUACGUAUUUCACCGAGACCGGUACGAGCACGAGGACAUUUUCCUGCACGAGCUGACGCAUGGCCUUCACCUUCUCGGGGCCAAGUACGCCAUCCCCGGCUUUCAACGAGACCUUGACCGCUUCUUUAAGGCGGCCAAUAGGUCUGGACGCUGGUCAAACACAUACAGCCUUCAGUCGUCCCAGGAGUACCUGGCGGAAGGCGCUCAGAUCUUUUAUCACGUCAACGCCCACAGCGAUCCACCGGAUGGAAUUCACGGUCCCAUUGACACGCCCGAGAAAUUUCGAGACUACGAUCCGGAUCUCUAUCGGCUGAUUGCGCUCAUGUACCCGUGCAACAACACCUACAUAGACAGAUGCAGAUCCAGCCCCGAGCUGGAGAGGGAGCAAGUCCUACAGAUGGACUGUGAUUUAACGCGGGAAUAUCAGUUCAAACUUCCCAAGUUUACACCAGAGCCUUGCGAAGACAGAAAUGGCCAUUGUCCAGAUUGGGCAGUGAGAGGCGAGUGUCAGGUGAAUCCUAGCUACAUGCAGAAAGAAUGCCGAGUCAGCUGUCAUUUGUGUGAUAAACCAUUGGAAGCGGAUCCUACGCCAUCGCCCGCUACAACUGGGGCUUGUAUUGACAGCAACACACACUGCUCAAGUUGGGCCGACACUGGAGAAUGUGACAGAAACCUGGCAUAUAUGAAGGAUAAGUGUAGAUUCAGCUGUGGGAUUUGUUAGGAAUGUGUAUGCUUGUGUGAGGGAAUGUGAGAGAAGCAUGUCCUUUUAAUGUAUGA